Nycticebus coucang (slow loris) is the source of this 1597-nucleotide messenger RNA. It is a transcript of the gene PPP1R14C, whose product is annotated as protein phosphatase 1 regulatory inhibitor subunit 14C. The transcript is spliced from 4 exons. Gene Ontology annotation, molecular function: protein serine/threonine phosphatase inhibitor activity. NCBI's taxonomy places the organism in Eukaryota, Metazoa, Chordata, Mammalia, Primates, Lorisidae. Bases 606 to 1106 code for a protein of 166 amino acids. Gene Ontology annotation, biological process: regulation of phosphorylation. The record is from RefSeq and is a predicted model, not a curated record. Gene Ontology annotation, cellular component: cytoplasm.
GGGGCCAGGAGGGAGGAGACACUUCGCCUCCAGGAGACGGUGGGGCUGGGAACCUCCGCCAGGAAUCUGCGGCGCGGUCCCUUUCCGGGUCCCCUUCGCUGCGGUCUCUGCCCCGCGCUGCGCCCCGGAGGGCUUGGAGUGCUCAGGAACCCUGGGGGAAGCUCGAUUCCAGGUCUCCCAAACAGGAGGCCCCUGACACCCAAGCAGAGGACCAUCUUCUGGGCACGCCAGUCCCUUCCAGUGGCUACACACAGGGGACCGCUGGUGUCUACGGGCACACACUCCCCGCCCUGCACGCCCCGGGUUACCCCUGCUGCCGGCGCCAGAUCCCGCCCCCCAGGGCUGCACCGAGAGGGUCUUCAGCGGCGUCUUUAAGGCUGUGGUCCCCGCCCCUCCCUCUCUCCACCCUCCUCCCUCUCGCUGCGGCUCCUCCUGCUCUCCCGCUACCCUCCUCCCCAGAGCCUGGAGGCCGGGAGCGAGCGACACGGGGAGCAGGUGCCGCCGAGCCCUUCGCAUGCGGCUGCCGGCUCCGAGGUGGUAGCGGCGCCGGGAGCGCUCCGCCCGCCCCUCCUCCGGGCCGCACUCGGGCUCCGGCGCGCGGGGACAUGUCGGUGGUGACAGGCAGCAGCGAGGCGGCCGGUGGGGCUGGCAGUGGUGGCGCGCGGGUUUUCUUCCAGAGCCCCCGGGGCGGUGCCGACGGUAGUCCGGGCUCCAGCAGCGGAUCGGGCUCCUCCCGGGAGGACUCGGGGCCGGUGGCCACGGCGACCGCUGCCGGGCAGGUUCAGCAGCAGCAGCAGCAGCGGCGCCACCAGCAGGGAAAAGUGACGGUGAAAUACGAUCGCAAGGAGCUUCGGAAGCGGCUGGUGCUGGAGGAGUGGAUCGUGGAGCAGCUGGGUCAGCUGUACGGCUGCGAGGAGGAAGAAAUGCCAGAGGUGGAAAUUGACAUUGAUGAUCUUCUUGAUGCAGACAGUGAGGAAGAGAGAGCUUUAAAAUUACAGGAAGCUCUUGUAGACUGCUACAAACCAACAGAGGAAUUUAUCAAAGAGCUGCUUUCUCGGAUAAGGGGCAUGAGGAAACUGAGCCCUCCGCAGAAGAAGAGUGUAUGAUUCCAGAACAGGGUGGAACUCUCCCAGAGAUGAAGACAGGGUCCUGGGAUUUGGACUUCAUGAAGACUUUUGUUAAAGAAUAGUUCCUAUGAGCAACUUUUUUUUUUUUUUUUUUUUUUUUUUGGUGUGUGUGGGGGAAUCUAUCAGACAUUUAUUCAAGAAUGUUCUUUUUUUGGGUUUGUUUUUGAAAGGUUUUUGCCACUGUAAUAUUUUAAUAGCAAAGAUACCACGACUCAGUCUAUCCAAGGAUUAUCAAAGCAGGUGGACAUCCAAGGAUGGGCCGGGUCAGGCAGCACUUUCUGCAAGGACUCAGAUAUUUAGUACCUUAUGAUACUAAGGUAGUAAUGGAAGAUGGUUUUCUUACAACUGAUUUGUAAUACUUUUUUCUUAAGUUGUCUAUUUGACUCAGCUGACAAAUUUCUUGUCCUUGUAUAUAUCUACCCACAACUAAGUUAAAAUGUAGAUGUGAGUUUUGUUUCACAAGGAUGGAA